CAGAGGCACAUAUUGAACUUCUCAGGCGGAGAAGAGCUGCAGAGAGGGAAAGAGGAAACGUAGUUUGCGGUUCUGCCUUCUCCUACCCCGGUGCCUGGUAACUGUUUCCAGGGCAACCGUGCCGUCAACAACUCUAAGCAGCCCCGAGAGUAACAGAAGAAAGGGUGUUUUAUUCCCAAGAGAGGACUGCGAAGAAGAGGUCAAAGGAGAAAUACGUGAGAGAAACCUCAGUUCCUCGAGAAGGCAGGAGAGUAGGAAAGAAAAGGGAAGCAGUGAAGAAAAGGAUGGAGAUACUGGCCUAGUGAGAAAAAAGCUGAAUAGUUUUAAGGAGUCAUUUGGUGGCCAUGGAUCCACCGUGCUCUUCUGAGAGCAUUUAUAACCUCAUACCCAGUGACUGGAAGGAGCCUCCCCAGCCUCCUAGGUAUGUAUCAGUUUUCAAGGCAGCUGUAAAAGAGGAUAUGCAAAAAUUUAAAACUGCAGUGAAAACUAUGGGACCAGCAAAACUUGAAAUACCUUCCCCAAAGGAUUUCCUGAAGAAACAUUCAAAGGAAAAAUCUCUACCACCCACAGAAAAAAAGUUUGAUCGAAACGAGCCCAGAAAGCCUCCUGUGCCUUUGAGGACUGACCAUCCAGUCAUGGGAAUACAGUGUGAAAAAAAUUUUAUAAAUACAAAUGCAGCCGAUGUCAUUAUGGCAGUGGCUAAAAAGCCUAAACCAGUUUAUGUUGACAGAAGAACUGGAGACAAGCAUGACCUUGAAACUUCAGGACUGCUUCCGAAGUACAUCAAUAAAAAGGAUUAUGGUGUCACGCCUGAAUAUAUAUGUAAGCGAAAUAAGGAAGCGAAGAAAGCGCAGGAGGAGUAUGAUAACUAUAUCCAAGAAAACCUUAGGAAAGGAGCGAUUAAAAGGGUAUCUGACGAAGAAAGGGAGGCAGUUCUGCAAGGGCUGAAAAAGAAAUGGGAAGAGGUGCACAAAGAAUUCCAGUCCCUCUCGGUCUUCAUCGACUCCAUAUCAAAGAAGAUCCGCAAGCAGAAGCUGGAAGAAGAAAUGAAGCAACUGGAACAUGACAUUGGUGUCUUCGAAAAGCACAAAAUCAUUUAUGUUGCUAAUAAGUAAUAGUGGAUUUUUUAAAAACAUAGUCAUUUCAACGUAGAAAAAACACAGAAAAAAAUGAAACCAUAAGUUUUCAAAGCGGAAAAUGCUAUAGGGAGUAUGAAAAUAGUUUUACUGAAAUGGCUUAGGCAAAGUUUAAAGAAUAAAUGGAUUAUUUACUAACAGAGAAAAAAAUUUUUUUACCAGUGUCCGGGUUUCCAUGUCUAACCCAGUUAAAGUUUGAUGUUAGGUAUUCCAGCUCUAUAGCAUAAUUAAUUCAUUGUUAUUGUGUACUUAUUUCAGAUAAACAUUAAUUUCUAGGCCCUGAAAAAGUCAGUACUCAGAAAUUCACAUUUUUUUGUACACUGAAUAAUACAAUAAACAUAACAUUCAAAACUAACAUUUUGAAUUAGAAAUAGUGCUGUAAGCUUUUUUACUACUCUGAAGUGUUUUCUGCAUAUUGUCUUAGCUACAAAUCACAUAUAUUCUCUGGUGGCCUGUGUCAUUUUCAGCUAUUCACACCUAUAAAUAUUUUCAAUAUCCAUAAUGUUAUAUAGGCUGAGAGGUUUACAUUUGGAAGAAGAAAAAUUAAGAAGCUAACAUAAAGUCAAGGCGACAGCUUAGCAAAUGCAUUCAUUGAGGAUAAAGAGAAGAGCCUCUUUCCUGACAUCCAGCUUUUAAAAACUUAGCUACUCUCGGUGCCUUAUUCCAUAAUUUAUUAUAUGUAUUUCACUAAAAUAGGAUCUUACUUUUCCUUUUUGGUUUUCUCUAUUUUGUGAAUUCUCAUGUUUCUAUUUUUAAUGUUACAUAAUUUCUUAAGCAGUAAGUUUAUGCAAGUAGAGCUGUCUUCAACCCAAAAUGAACAAACCUGUAAGUAUCCAAGAAGGAAAAGAUUCUCUUGUGAAAUUUUUAGAGAAAUUUGGUAAAAUACAUGGAACUAUAAAAUAUCAGAGCAAUACUGUAUACAAGAAAUUCUCACUUAUCCGGAACGGUUGGUUGCUACUGAGGGAAGAUGAAGAGCUGUAACAAGAAACCCCAAAAUGUCUGUUUACUAAAGCACAUUAGAAACUCAGUUCUGGCUCCCAUAGCAGGACUGUGCUGUGAAGAGACCCACAGGAUCCCUGUUCCACUCAGUCACUCAGGGCCCCAGACUCCAGGGUUGGGUAAGCUCCCUUCUCUGCAGAGUUGAGGGGUGGCAUGUCCAGGCCUGGACAGGUGCACAUCAUUUCCACUUGCAUUUUCUAAGUAACACUAGUUGCUUUAACAAACUACCUCCAAAUUUUAGUUGCCUGAUUAAAAGA
This is a messenger RNA of Vicugna pacos (alpaca), 2392 nucleotides long. RefSeq names its product enkurin, TRPC channel interacting protein (gene ENKUR). Gene Ontology annotation, cellular component: axonemal microtubule; acrosomal vesicle. Lineage: Eukaryota; Metazoa; Chordata; Mammalia; Artiodactyla; Camelidae. Gene Ontology annotation, molecular function: calmodulin binding. The record is from RefSeq and is a predicted model, not a curated record.